AUGUCUUCAUCCAUACAAAGUCGAUCUGCUCGCAGUACACCUGCUAUAAACGCAUCCGCCUUCACUCCGCCUGAAGCUAAUGGCUCCUCUAAUGAAAGAGUUCCUUUCAUGCGAGACAACUCUCCCGAAGCUGAUAGCCUGCCGUCCAACCCAGCUCUUACUCCAGUCAUCACCCAUGGAGACAACCCGUCAGCCAGCAACAGAAACUCCGAGGCCGACACAGUAGUCCCUCUCCAGCCUGUCGUCAGUCAAGAUCCCAGUCGAGUCCGUCCUGGUUCUCGUACAGGUAACUUUGUCACUCCCAAGACGGCCCGCUUCUCUCAGGAUGGCGGAGAACCCCUUCAGUAUUCUGGAGGUUCCUUGAAAUCGUCUCGACGACGCUAUCGUGGUGAAGACUUCGACUUUGACCAGGCUGCCGACUACCCCACAGUGAGUGACUAUGAGCGGUACUGGCGAAAUGAAUGUCGCAAUGAUCGUUACACUACUCGAAGAGGUCCUUACCCACCUCCCACAUUCAUGAACCGCCGUCGAGCGCACCCUCAUGACUCGGACGAAGAGUUCUAUAGCAGUGACGACCCUCGCAUGCCUCCCACUGGCGGACGCAGAAUGAUGGACGAGGAGAUGGGAUAUCCUCAUCGACCUUUCCAUCACCGACGUGCUUCUACCCUCAACGGCUUCAAUAUCUCUACAGGCAAGCUUGAGUGGAGUGACCUCAGUCCCAAGGAGAAAUCAGAGAUCAUGCGUCUCCCUUUGACUCAAUGGAUGAACUCAAAUUUCAAGAACCACUUUGUCGCCAGUCUUGGUGAGCUUAUCGGUACUACCAUGUUCCUCUUCUUCGCUUUUGCCGGCACAGAAGUUGCCAACAUUCAGGCCCAAACCGACAGCAAGACUACCACAGGAGAGUCUACUGGUAGUCUCAACGUUUCCAAGCUCCUUUACAUCUCCAUUAUCUUCGGUUUCUCGCUCAUGGUUAAUGUCUGGGUCUUCUUCCGUAUUAGCGGUGGUCUCUUUAACCCUGCUGUCACUAUCGCCAUGUUGAUGGUCAAGGCUAUUAGCAUGACAAGAGCUAUCUGCCUGUUCCUCUCUCAGAUUCUUGGUUCAAUGCUUGCCUCCGUUAUGGUACGAUACUUGUUUCCUGAGACAUUCAACGUCCGAACUACUCUGGGAGGUGGCGCGUCUCUGGUUCAGGGUGUGUUCAUUGAGGCUCUUCUUACUGCUGAGUUGGUCUUCACCAUCUUCAUGCUUGCCAAAGAGAAGCACCGAGCCACAUUCAUUGCCCCAGUCGGUAUCGGCCUGGCUCUUUUCAUUGCAGAGAUGGUCGGUGUCCAGUUCACUGGUGGUUCGCUCAACCCUGCCCGAAGUUUUGGUCCUUGUGUCAUCACCGGUACCUUCGACUCUGAGCACUGGAUCUACUGGGUUGGUCCCGGCAUUGGCUCUCUCAUUGCUGUCUGCUUCUACUGGUUCAUCAAGACUCUUGAGUACGAGAUGGCCAACCCUGGCGCCGAUGGUGAUGACCUCAACGAUCCUACCAAAAACCCUGAGAAGCGAGCUGAAAUCCAGUCCAACGCUGCUCCUUCGAUUGCAUUUGGCGGCGGCAAGACCCCUUCGAUCCGCAGCUAG
Molecule: messenger RNA, 1620 nt
Organism: Fusarium tjaetaba
Lineage: Eukaryota; Fungi; Ascomycota; Sordariomycetes; Hypocreales; Nectriaceae
Product: aquaporin
Exons: 1
Coding region: 1-1620 (539 amino acids)
Biological process (GO): transmembrane transport
Cellular component (GO): plasma membrane
Molecular function (GO): water channel activity
Source: RefSeq, a predicted model, not a curated record